Messenger RNA from Symbiodinium sp. CCMP2456, 558 nucleotides. NCBI's taxonomy places the organism in Eukaryota, Dinophyceae, Suessiales, Symbiodiniaceae. The record is from the annotation of a GenBank genome assembly.
GACUCUGUCAGCGUGAUGAUGGCGCUCACCAUGUCUCGUCACUUCCCCGGUCUCCGAUUGCGGAUCAUGCUGCUGGAGCCUGAAGGUGCGAAGAACGCAGCUUUGCUCAGCAUUGCUUUUCCGCGAUGCUUCUCCGCUCACGAGAUGAAGAGCGCGAUAUUUGCCAAGAACACGCACAUCGUCGGCCUGGUGACGUUUCUCAGCGGGCUGAUGCAGUCGCGUGUGGACCACUACUCCACCGACCAGCUCGAGAAGCUGAGUCGGGCGGACGCCAAGAGACAUUGGAGGUUGGAGUACGCGCAGAGCAUGAAGAGGAGCCUCAUCGGGUUUGUGAUCUCCCCGUACCUGGCGAACAUGACCUUUCCCGCGGUGGCACGGAAAGUCUACGAGGACUCCCGUGGCGGCGUGUUGCUCAUUGCAGUCGCCCAGGAUGGACAGCUGAUUCUGAACUACGACGACGUCAUCCAGGUGGACCAGGUGGUCGUCGCUAUCGUGCUAUCCUCAGCCGUCCAUCCAGGGCUCCUAACUCAAAACCGUCGCCGACGCAAAAUCGACUGA